AUGUCUACCUACUAUCUACCUGAAGGCGAAGUAGAUUUGAAGUUGAUGACCCUACUUCUAGAGCUUGCGAAUGUGCUGUUGAGACAAGAUCUGAAUGAGAACUCAAUCCGAUCAACUAUCACGGAAAUGCUAGAAAGUGAAAAGUACAAGAAAAAUGCUCUCCGCAUUUCGAAACUUAUGCGAGAAAAGCCGUUUUCCGCUGAAGAACGACUAGUACAAUGGACCAAUUUUGCUAUCGCAAACGGAGUCCUAACGGAAUUCCAUUUAGAAGGAUCUAGAUUGAAUUUUAUUGUAUACUUUAAUCUGGAUGUGGCGGCUGUUGUCAUUGCCGUGAUUGUGUUAUCUAAAACAAGAAUGAUAAUCAAAAAUCGUUAUGACAGUAAGCGCCUCGACAAGUGCUCAAAAGAAAUCGUACUACUCACGUAA
Messenger RNA from Cylicostephanus goldi, 426 nucleotides. Lineage: Eukaryota; Metazoa; Nematoda; Chromadorea; Rhabditida; Strongylidae. The record is from the annotation of a GenBank genome assembly.